This is a messenger RNA of Sycon ciliatum, 1663 nucleotides long. RefSeq names its product immunoglobulin-binding protein 1-like. The coding region runs from base 55 to 1149 and encodes 364 amino acids. The record is from RefSeq and is a predicted model, not a curated record. The transcript is spliced from 11 exons. Gene Ontology annotation, biological process: regulation of dephosphorylation; regulation of signal transduction. Gene Ontology annotation, cellular component: cytosol. Gene Ontology annotation, molecular function: protein phosphatase 2A binding. Lineage: Eukaryota; Metazoa; Porifera; Calcarea; Leucosolenida; Sycettidae.
UACAAGACCUGAAAGUAAAAACGUCCGUGCAAGUGCUCUUCGAUUAGAGGAGGUAUGGCGGAGAAAAUCGACGAUUCCAUUUCCCUGCCAGUAGUAUUCAAUACUGCAUGCAGGCUUCACACCGAGCUCGAGGAGUACCAGGGUUCCUCAGCCGAAGAAAAAUACCAGCAAAAUGUCCAGAACAUCAUUGAUGGUUUUGAGCGAGCAACGCGUUUGGUCAACUCGUUGGGAUUAUUCAGCAGGAACGAACAAUUGGAAGACGUGUCCACACCAAGCAUGAAGUAUCUGAUGUGUCCAGCGUAUCUGAUGGAUGCUACGUUAAAGGUUUCUGGAAUCGACAAGCGCUUGGAGAACGUCAGAACUGCCAAAGUAUAUGCACAGGACUUUCUCACACGAUGCAAGGAUUACGGUAUCACAACUGAAAGCCUGGACAGGGAUGGUAGCAUGGAGCUGUCAGCUGUUGCAUCGUCUGGCCAGCCGUCUUCAAACUCAUCUACGGCAGCAGCGCGCAUGGAGGCAAUGGCCGCACAGCGACGUGCAGUCCUCGAGCAGCAUCGGCAAAAGAAGCUACUGCAGGAGCGCGUCCAGGAACUCGCCAAGCGCAUCAGUGAGGACGGUGACUCUGUGGAUGAUGAGCUAGAGCGUGACUACAGCAAAACCCUCAUGCGCUACUGGAUAAACAGAGUCAAUGUUGACCUUCGGACAGUUGAUCAGGAACUUGAAAUUCUGGCUCAUCGUGAAAAGAUGAUGCAACAGCAGGGUGGCAAUGGUGCAGCAGCAGCAGCUGCUGCUGCAAAAUCUGCACCACCAGCUGAACGCCGGCCAUUCAAGCCGGUCGUCAUCACGCGAGACAAGAUCAAGGCUGGUGUUUUUGGAGCCGGUUACCCCAGUCUCCCCACUAUGACCAUGGAGGAGUUCUAUCAGAAGGAGUGUGAGCCUAUCGUCAGAGAAUAUGAUGAUAAGAAAGAGGUGGAGCGUAUCCAGGCGGAUCGUAUCAAACGUGGCCUGGAAGAGGACCCAGCGGAGGCACCGGAGCAUGACAGCGGUGACGAUCACGAUGACGAGGAGAAGCUUCGUCGGCAGCGUGCCAAAGACGACUGGAAAGACGACCACCGCCGUGGUUAUGGGAAUCGUCACAAUCGAAGCUAAUGCCCGAGGUCCACACGAGCGCUCGCCAUCCAUGUGUGCGCCACUUCCGCACAGUUGUUCUGCUUUGAACGACACCAGCCCAUGCAUGCACACGCUUGCGUGUGUGUGUGUGUCGUGCAGCACAUUCAACCUUGCCAUUGCUGUCCACCGCCGCUAUAUCUGGAAUACUUGAGCAAAUCAUUGAUUCAGGAUGCUUGCCAACCGUUGCCCUUGUGUGCUGCUUCUACUGCCUACCACACCUUGUAAUACUAAUAGUCAGGACGUCAUACAGAGCUUUUUUGGUUGCUCGCACAGAAUAAGUCCUUUCCAUGGAGAGUUGUAGAAAUACACUUUGUAAGGGGUUCGUCACCUUCAUUAUAGGAAAUUACUUUUGUGUUUGUGUAGCUUUCUCAUCUUUUUCCAAUUUAUCAAAAAUGAUUCUAAAAAUUAAUCUGAUUCCGGCUAGAUCACACGUGACCUUCCAUACAAACAACACUUCAAAAUAAUUAAAAUAGAAGAAAUUACAUGGAAACGA